Messenger RNA from Suillus subaureus, 958 nucleotides. RefSeq lists its product as uncharacterized. The record is from RefSeq and is a predicted model, not a curated record. NCBI's taxonomy places the organism in Eukaryota, Fungi, Basidiomycota, Agaricomycetes, Boletales, Suillaceae. The coding region runs from base 148 to 522 and encodes 124 amino acids. The transcript has 4 exons.
GUCGGCCCCCCGAAAGUGACAGUGCGCAGUGAUAUUCAUUCCUGCAAUAGCUAUUACUGUGCGACAAUGAAUUUCCUCGUCACGAUCCGCUACUUGCUCAUCAAGAUGUCGUGAAUACACCACUGGCACGCGCAUCUUGGCGCAUUAAUGUCUGGGAUUCUCGUUCAUUGCUCUGGAUUCUGCUCUGGCCUUUCAGAUUUUGCACAACGAUCUCCGUCCCAGUCACCAUCCCACUUUCAUUCAUGUCGAUUGUUCCGAGUCGUUGGUUCUGUGACGACGAGCUCUGCCGAUUGUAGUGCCCGAAGGAUCUCGCAUCUACAUGCAUUGUGUAUUUCAGCUGUUAUCUUUUGCACUUGCCUCAUUGCGGAGCCUGGGGCCUCUCUGCAAUAUCUAUUUGGUGAAUUGGUUCUGGGGUUGGACUUCGACCACUCAAAUGUCCGUCUGGGUAACGUUCAUAUCCUUUGUUCAUGUUACUUUGUCUAUGGUACUAUAAAUAUUAUGAUUUCGUACGGCAUGCUGUAAAUACUUAAGUAACAUAUGAAUGGACAACAGUGGGACAGCGUGGUGUGUCGCAUCUUAAUAUCUUCACCGUGGCUGAGAUGACCCUGGAGUCCGGAGAAGAUGUUCCAUCGCAAGUUUCUGGCCUCCUGAUAAAAUAGCGAGACAAGACUGUAGAUCCUUCAAACUCCACUGCCUUUUGAGCCAGGAGAGGAGAUUAUGAUUCCAGAAGGAUUUGAAUAGAUGGGCGAGCUUCCCAUCCCAUGGAUUUGGAGCUCACAAGAGAUGGUUAGCCCAGUUUUGACAUGCAUAAUUGAGGGCAUCAGAGGCUGAUUGACUGCGUGUGCAUGCUUCGUAUGUGAAAGUUGAAAAAGCUUUCAUAGCAUGGAUGAUCUCCAUGUCUGGUGGGUAACUUUGUGAUAAUGCAGAGGUGGAAUGAUCCUGGUGCCUUAAUGCCAGG